This is a messenger RNA of Colius striatus (speckled mousebird), 2074 nucleotides long. It is a transcript of the gene TERF1, whose product is annotated as telomeric repeat binding factor 1. The coding region runs from base 1 to 1479 and encodes 492 amino acids. NCBI's taxonomy places the organism in Eukaryota, Metazoa, Chordata, Aves, Coliiformes, Coliidae. The transcript has 11 exons. Gene Ontology annotation, molecular function: protein homodimerization activity; telomeric repeat DNA binding. The record is from RefSeq and is a predicted model, not a curated record.
AUGGAACUUUGUAACUUGCGCGAGCUAGCUUCAUGGAAUCACCACCUAGCUCCCACCUUUCCGCAAAUAUGCAGUAAAUGCUCUGCUCUGUGUGUCUCGCACACCAGGUACGCAACCUUGGAAAUCUGGGACAACAGUUCGCGGCCACGGCUGUCGGGGGACACGCUGCUGUGGGCUGCUUGCACCGUGUGCGUUCAGCUCGAGCGCCGCCCGACGCACAUCGUCACUCCUCUGAGCGCCCACCCGCCCGUCGGCGGAGGUGACGGCAGCCAGGCCCGAACGGAGAAAGCCGCGCUGAUUGGACGCCGCACAGAUGUGGGCGGGUGUAGGGGAGCCUGCGGCGCGCGGUUGGUAGAACGCGGCCGGCAGCCGUUGGCGCGCGGGUCGAAAAUGGCUGGGGCGGCUGGGAGCUCGGCAGCAGGGGUGGGGGAGAGGGGCGGCUCGUCGGCUUUGCUAACCGAGGUGGAGGUCGUGGCUGCGGACUGGAUGCUGGAGUUCACCUGCUACUGCCUGUGCCAGCACUUCGGAGAGGGGUGCUCGGCGGAGUUCCGGCGGUGGAGGGACGUGGCGCAGGCUCUUAUUAAUGGCCUCUCUGAAAUACCCACACAUCAGAAAAAAACUGUGUAUCUCUGUCAGCUUUUAAUAAGAAUCGCAAAAGGAAAAAACCUUGAAUGCCAUUUUGAAAGCGAUCACAGAAUUUCACCUUUGGAAUCUGCCCUGUCUUUCUGGACUUCAAUUGAAAGGGAAGAAAUUAAAGUGGAAAAGCUGCAUGAAGAUAUUCGUCGCUUGAUUCAAAUUCAGAUUGUAGCCGUUUACAUGGAAAAUGGAUAUUUCAAGGAGGCUACAGAAGUUCUUGAAAGGCUAUUUACAGACUCUGGAUCAGAUAAGCCUUUAAGGGUGAAGCUGACAACUGUAAUUAAAAGCAAGGAUCCAUAUGUUCCACUUCUCCAAAGUUUCAGUUACAGUCUUUUGAUAAGUAAAAUCAAGUCUUAUAUUGAACUUUUCAUGAAAGAAAAUGAAACUAACUUCUUAAUUCAGGCAGCCACAAAACAGGUAAAGUCUAAAGAACUGAGAGCAACAGCAUUGCAAAAUGAAACUGGGGAUGUCAAUGAAGAUGACAGAAGGAAUUCAGAAACAAAACAAAGAUCAAUGAAAGAGCAACAAAGUGUUACAAAUCGGUCACCUGAAGACAAGAAAAAACCCACCAUAAGGCCUCAUUCAGGACAGAAACCAAGACUGAGAAGAGUUCUUCAGAGUCUAAACAGCUUGCAAAACAUGGAAAAAUAUGGAAGUGCUUUGUCUUGUGGCCGAAGAAGACAGCGAUGGACUUACAAAGAAGACUUGGAAUUGAAAUCAGGAGUAAGGGAGUUUGGAGUGGGUAACUGGGCUAAAAUUUUGGUCCAUGGUGACUUCAACAACCGGACCAGUGUCAUGUUAAAAGACCGGUGGAGGACACUGUGCAAGAUGGAACAAGGCUAAUUCAAUGACAGGAAUCCACUCUUCUUGACCUUUCCCUACACAAGGACCUAGUCUGGCUUUUCAGAAUAACUUCUUGUAGUCUCAGUUUCCAGCAGUGUUGCUGUCCCAAAAACGGUGUGAAACACUCACGUAAGCUCACUUGCUUGGGUAAGGGUGACUUAAAUGUAAAGCCUGCCCUUCUUACAUGCAAUAGGUGAUGUGAUUUCUGAAAUGCCAAAUUGCCUGUGGUGACUUAAAAAAGGUCACGUGUACAUAGGGGUAUUUAAUGACUGGCAACAUGCUUAGCUUGAGAGAGGCUAACAGAGUCAAGCCUUAUCUGUAUUUAAAGGGUUGUAUCUCUAGUCAGUUUGAGUUUUUUUCGGUUUGCUUCCUGCCAUAUAACCCAUUCUCAUCUGAUGUGCUUCACUUGGAAAUGUUGGUCACUUGUCAUCUCUGUCAGUAGGUCAUACCAAAAAAUAUGUAUGUGUUGGUAGUGCUAAUUUUACAAACUGAUUCCUUUUUUGCAGUUAAAAACAUGAUACUCCGUGUAAUUUGGUAUUUCUAAGUAGUUUAGGUGCUGCUUUUUUAAAAACAAGAAUUAAGUUUAAGUUCUAGG